Messenger RNA from Myxocyprinus asiaticus (Chinese sucker), 1687 nucleotides. Its product is annotated as ER membrane protein complex subunit 6-like. The transcript has 2 exons. The record is from RefSeq and is a predicted model, not a curated record. Bases 216 to 548 code for a protein of 110 amino acids. Gene Ontology annotation, biological process: autophagosome assembly; protein folding in endoplasmic reticulum. NCBI's taxonomy places the organism in Eukaryota, Metazoa, Chordata, Actinopteri, Cypriniformes, Catostomidae. Gene Ontology annotation, cellular component: endoplasmic reticulum; membrane; EMC complex.
AGAAAAUGGCUGACCGAUAAAGACAGACGCUGUUUCAUCCAGAAUUUGUCAUAUUUGUCUAAGUACUACAUUCCAAAGUGUAAUAUAGUCUUAAAUAAAUCUCUCAUAAUGUUCGAGCAUUUAAUGUAAAUUAUGCUCUCUUAAAUCACGGAGGCAGACUCUUCAUCUGUAUUUUAUUUUCAUCUUGACUCUAACGUGUGUUUUUACAUCAUAAGAUGGCCACAGUCGCAGCCAAACGCGAGGGACCGCAGUUCAUCAGCGAGGUGGCCGUCAGAGGAAACGCCGCUGUGCUCGACUACUGUCGGACGUCCGUGUCUGCUCUGUCCGGGGCUACAGCGGGCAUCCUCGGUCUGACGGGACUGUACGGCUUUGUGUUUUAUUUCCUUGCUUCUUUCCUAUUGUCGUUGCUUCUAAUACUCAAAGCCGGUCGCAGGUGGAACAAGUGUUUCAGAUCUCGACGUCUGCUCUUCACCGGAGGCCUCGUGGGCGGCCUCUUUACUUACGUGCUCUUCUGGACUUUCCUCUAUGGAAUGGUGCAUGUGUACUGAACGGACUUCCGCACCACACAGUACAGCAGCCAUGCAGAUGAAGAGCAGUAAUAUAAUAGAGAUGCCUAGAGAUUGAGUGCAGAUUGCUGUACAAUUGAUCGUUGAAUCUUAAAAUCUUUCCUCGGUACUAAUUGAUUGCACUAAACCUCGAAUAUUUAGUCUUUUGUCAUUAAUACUCUACUAGAUUCCUAAAUCAGCCCAGCUCUGAGAGAAGUAUUAGGAUAGUCCGUUAGGGAAUUAAAUCUUUUUCAGUUUUCUUUGUGUGUAUGUAAAACACUCAACAAUGUAAAGACACAAUGGCAACUUUAAACUGUACAAAUCACAUUAUUUUGGAUACUAGGAAAAUCAAUCAUUGGAUUUAAUUGUGUGGUUUCUGUUCAAAUUUACGCAACAUUGUGUGUAGGCUGCAAUGAGCAUCGUGUUUAUUCUUACUUAUUUAGAGAGAUUUAAAGGAACUUGACUACUAAAAUCUUAAAGGAAUAGUUCACCCAAAAAUGAAAAUUCUCUCAUUAUUUACUCACCGUCAUGUGAGUCCCAUACACAUCCCAGAUGUGUAUGACUUUCUUUCUUCUGCUGAACACAAAUGAAUAUUUUAGAAGAAUAUCUCAACUUUGUAAGUCCAUACAAUGCAAGUGAAUGAUGACCAGAACUUUUAAGCUCCAAAAAUCUUAAGACAGUGGUUUAAUGUAUGUCUUCUAUACAUUGCAAUCACUUUGGGUGAGAAAUGGAUCAAUAUUUAAAUCAUUUAAAAAAUAUAUUUAAAAAAACGACUUACUGAUCUGUUUCUCAUCCACACAUCGCUUCAAAAGAUAUGGAUUUAACCACUGGAGUCUUACGGAUUACUUUUAUGCUGACUUCAUGUGAUUUAUGGAGCUUGAAAGGUGUGGUCAUCAUUCACUAGCAUUGUAUGGACCUACAGAACUGAAAUAUUCUCUAAAAAUGUUUGUUUGUGUUCUGCAGAAGAAGAAAAAAAAAAUCAUACACAUCUGGGAUGGCAUGAGGGUGAGUAAAUGAUGAGAGAAUUUUCAUUUUUGGGGUGAACUAUCCCUUUAAGUACUUCUUCCUUGAGGAAAUUUCCUAAAUAUAGUGCUGCAAUUAUUGUCUAAUCUGAAUAAAAUAUUCUGCUUAAGACUGUGAAA